CACCGUUCCCUUCCCUUCCCUUCCACAACAAUAAACUCCUCUAACCAAAACAACGAAACCACCCCAUUCUCUCAUCUUCCUCUCUCCCCUCUCCACUGCAACCUUCUCCACAGAAACCCCCCGCAAUUCCCCAAAUCUCACCGGUUCCGCAGAGUUUCCCCAUUUUAGACAGAAACCCAGUUAAUUCCCAAAAUCCCAUUUUUAGCAGCAACAAUGGCGGAGGAGGAGGCGUCGGCGCCCACCAAUAGCGCCGCGGCGGCGACCAUAAGCAGCGAGAUCAUGGUGGCUGCGGUCAUCUUCCUCUUCAUUGUUGUCGCCUUCAUAUUCGUCCUCUACCUCUACGCCAAGCAGUACGUGGGCGCGAAUCCCGUGCUCGGCCGCUCCCGCUCCCGGCGCCGCUUCGUCUUCGCCACCGAGCUCGCGCCGCGCAGCGGCCUCCACCCGGACGUUCUUACGGCGCUCCCGGUCGCUGCUUAUCGCGCGGAGAACUACAAGGAGGGGCUGGAGUGCGCCGUGUGCCUCUCCGAGGUCUCGGAGGGUGAGCGGAUUCGUCUACUUCCUGAUUGCGACCACAGGUUUCAUGUCGAGUGCAUCGACAUGUGGUUCCACUCCCACUCUACAUGUCCCCUUUGUCGCACACUAGUCACCGCCCAACCUGAUCCCGCUGCCGGAUCAGCAGGAAUUCGGCGUCCACAAGACGUUAGUGGAAAUGGGUCUUCGAGGGAGUCGCCGGCUUUGCCUACAAAUGUGCUCUUCUGGGGGAUUCAGGGUGGGGUUAGUGCACAAGAAGGUGCGUCGAGUUCGUCGGGCUCUUCUUCUUCUUCUUCUUCUUCUUCUUCUUCUUCUACGAGAAAGGAAGAAGGGGUGCUCAUGAUAGAGAUUCCACGCCGAUGUUUUCCAGGAUUGCCAGCACCAAUCUCGCCUCCAGAGGAGAUAAAGUCCCCAUCUAUGGCGAGGUUGAGGUCGUUAAAGAGGCUUUUGAGCAGGGGAAAGCAGGCAACUGGUGCUUCCUGUAGUCCAAAAGGAGGUGAUAUUGUUUGAUUAAAGUAUUAUUUAGGUAAUUCUGCGGAAGUCCCAAACAAGCUAAACUGAAAUUUGAUUAGCUUCAUAAAUAGAAUUUGAGAAGGGGGAAUUUGAUUAAAGUAUUAAAGGAAUGGAGGUUUCUAGUUUGGAGAUGCAUGGGUUAAUUCCUAGCCUAUCAUCGGAUUACGUAAAUGUACAGGGAGAAGAACCAUCUAUAAGAGGUGAAAUUGUACAGA
Molecule: messenger RNA, 1259 nt
Organism: Ananas comosus (pineapple)
Lineage: Eukaryota; Viridiplantae; Streptophyta; Magnoliopsida; Poales; Bromeliaceae
Product: RING-H2 finger protein ATL3-like
Exons: 1
Coding region: 214-1041 (275 amino acids)
Source: RefSeq, a predicted model, not a curated record